ACUGAUACAACAUGACUUGUAGAAAAAUCUACAUAUAAACCUUAAAUGAAUUAACUGGUAUUAAUAAUUCACUGGUAUAUAAUUAAUAGCACUAGAGCUACUGGACUCACAUAAAGGAUGAAUAUCCUUUUCUGACAUAUGCAAUACAAUGGAUAGUUUGAUAGUUGACCUUGACAAGGUGCUGGAUGACUUUGAAGCAGAAGAGUCCACAAGUAGAAAACCUACUGGAAAUGUGUCAUCUGAAUAUGCAACUUAUCUCUCCAAAAAUGAGGAUCAUUCUUGGGAAGAAGUAAGUCGAGCACCGGCAGGUUCUGCUCCUAAUUGGAAGAGAAACAGCAAAGAUGAAUAUCUGUCCUUUAUUGAUUAUGGCGAACCUUAUGAACCAGCAAGUAAUUUUGAUUUGUCUGAGGCAGACUUUGCACCAUCAUUGAAAACAAAAACAGAGACCGUUUCAUCCAAAUUCAGCAAUGUCAUAACUAAUGGACAUGUUGAAACGGUGGAAAAUGGAAAUAUUGACUUCAGUCACAAAAAUCCUGAUAGAUUAUUACAUACCACUAAACCUGGUGAGUUAGCACUCACAAUGAAUGGUUACCAUGACAAUAAAUCUACACCAAUGCAUAUGCAUAAUGAAAACAAUAGUCAGAUGAUUGAUUUACACGGUUGUGAAACUUCUGAUUUAACAGAAAAUGAAUUCGGAAAUGUAGAUCGAAGUGUGAACUUUGACGACACUUAUAAUAAAUUUCCUAUUCAGGUAGUGGAUAUAUUCACACCUGUAUCUGAGGAUGUACCUCAAAUACCUUCAUCUACAACAUAUCAACAGAAUGCCAUACCAAAUAACUUUUAUCAAAGUAAUGGGAAGGAUAAUGUGGAAGAAAAUAUUCAUGUAAAUUUAAAUGAAAGUGUACCAGUGAAUAGUGCAAUAUCUCAUGAUAUCAAUAUUUCAAAAGUUCCAUCAGUGAGGAACGAAGAUUUAACCAAGAACAAACCUAUGGAAAUGAUUCAUAACAAUUUGCAUGCCAAAACUCAGUCAUUAUCUUCUCAUACAUCAGAAAAAAGAGUCAAUGAGAUAAAGUCAGUUAACACUGAGCUAUCAUCCUCACUUACUUCAGACAAUACAAAAACUGACUUACAGCCAGUAAAAACUGAGCUUUCAACAUCAUCAAAGACAGACAAUAGAAUAACUGAGUUACAAUCAGUUAAAACUGAACUUUCGUCCUCACCUGUGUCAGACAAUACAAAAACUGAGUUACAGUCAGAAAAAUCUGAAAAUUUAAACUCUGAAUUAACCAGGAAAAGUACAGAUCAAAUACAAUCAAAUGUUGGAGGAAAUAAUGAUAAUAAGAAGGCAGAUGAAGGAUAUGAUUCUUAUGACUGUCUAGGGAGAGAUGAUGCUAAUAGUGUUCUGGUUGUGAAAAAGGAAGCAACACCAACUUUAGACUUAUCUGAUGUUAUUUUUGACAAUAAUGCAUCAAUAAAUGAUAGUGUCAGUGGUGUCCCAAAUAAGGAACCCUCUAUAGAUUCUCUUGAACAGACUACUGUCAAGGCGUUGGAUAAUGGUAAGUUAGAUUUAUCUCCCAAUAUGACAGGAAUACAGGGGAAUCAAGUACCAAAGGAAACUUCAGUGAAAUCAGAUGAGUCCGAAGUCAUUGGUUUUGGUCAAGAGGUUAAUGUUGAUGAGGAGGAUAUGGACGAUUAUCUAAAAGAUGUACAAGAUGAAAAUUCUGUGAUUUCCAACUCACUGACAUUAAAUAGUGAUGCCGAUUCUGUUCCACCUAGAUAUUCUAUUAUUGAUGAACUUCCUAAUCUAGGAAAGGAAACGUCAAAUGAAGAUCUUCACAGAAGCGAUCAAAAUGGACUGCAGGAUCAUUCCAAAACAGUUGUUUUACCACCUAAAAUAGGCUUGUCCGAAACACAGAAAGAACAAGAACGAAUCUCUGUUGGCAAUAAUAUUCCUAUCUGUAGACAAAGUGUUCAGUUAGAAGAAUUGAAAUCCGCCAGAAAUCAAACUGAUGGGUUGGAUAUUCAAAAUAUGCAACUGCCAUCUGUUGAAAUGGGUGGGGCAAGACCUAAAGAAAUUAAUCGACAUAAUGAUAUUCACAGUAUAUCAACAAUUUCUUCAGAAAUUUCAGAAGUUCAAGACAAAGAACAGAAGCAUGCACAUGAUGCACAAAAUUUGAAUGAAAAUGGGCUUACUUUAUCCGGUGAAUUAAUCCCAGAGACAGAUAAUGAUAUACUAGUGGUAGAAGUUUCAGAACUUGAAAAAUCUGAUUUUGUAAGUGAUCAAACUGGAGAUGAGGAUAAUGAUGAAACUCCUGUGAUGAGGCGUAAUAUUCAGCCCAGUAAUCCAUCUGAUUUAUCACGGCCACAUUCAUGGGGACCAUCAGGCUCUGAUACAGUCCCUUUUCCUCACCACAAGCGUCCAAAUAGUCUGAAUAUUCCCCAACGUGGAGAAUUGACCAUGGCAGGGGAGAGAACUCAGGCACCUUACACAUUCCCAUACCCACCAGAAGAUACUGAUGAAACAGAGGAGGCAGAGGAUACAGAAAACCUGUCACCAGAAAUUCAGGAAGAUCUCAUACAGAAUGAGCAAGUUCAAGCUGUAGGAGGAGAGCCAAUAGAUGGCGCUAAUGGAGCAUCAGGCCACACCCCUUCACCUGACCCAUCAAGUCCUGAAUCACAAGUGGUAGAAGCAAGUUUAGGGAAGAGUGCACCUAUGUGGAUUCCUGACAGUGUUGCUCCAGUGUGUAUGGGUUGUGAAGUCAAAUUUACCUUCACUAAACGAAGACAUCAUUGUCGAGCUUGUGGAAAGGUUUUCUGUUCAGCAUGUUGUAGCUUGAAGAGUCGUUUACCAUACAUGGAAAACAAAGAAGCCAGAGUUUGUGUAGAAUGUAAUCGACAGAUUUCAAUAGCUGAACUGUCGAGCAGUGGUACUCCUAAUCCUAACAAUCCCAGUGAAUAUUGCUCGGUUAUUCCUCCCUCGCAGCAAGCUAGUGCACGUUCACAGCCUCCUUCAGUUCUUGUGCCUGCCAGUGUAUUAAAACGAGAAGGAAGUACAAGGCAGACAAAUGAUAGACAUGUGAUGUUCUCUGAUGGGAUACGCCCAGGAGGUGAUCUGACAGAACUUGAUGGAUCUGAUACAGCUAAUAGACUACCAAUGAGACGAUCUGGGAGGAAUCAGAAAAAAGUAGAGAAAGGAUCCCCAGAUGCAGCUCAUCGUCAGGUGGCGAGAAAGUUACGAGCUGGAGAAGCUAGGAGACAUUUGUGUUUAAUUCCUGAGACUGGUCUUCCUCCUGUCAUCAUAUCUACGGGUGAAAAGGGAGGUUAUUCAACAGAAGAGAAUCCAGAAAUAGAAAAGAUAAUGCCUCAAAUCAAAGAUGAAGAAGCAGACCCUGUGAUAUUUGCCUUGAAUGCCAAUUUAUUUGUACUAGUAAAAAUUAUCAACUUGGAUUGUUGUGUUAAUCGUACCUGUUGGUGUUUUACAUCAAAAGGAAUGUGCAACGUCGGACAAGAUGAAAUUGUGUUUGUUUUAGAAGUUAUACCAGAUGAAGAAACGAUACCGCUAGACAUAUUACGUCACUUUUACACUAUCUAUGAAGAGGCUGGCAAAGCUCGUAGACGUAGAAAAAGAAGGAGAAAAAUAAAGUUUGGUAAUACAGUGACCCACAUGGGCCAUACAAUAUUCAAUCAGCCGUUCCUUGAUAGCCGUGAUCAUGGAGGAAUCCUAUACAUCAGACCUACAUUCCAGUGUUUACAUAAACUCUUACUGCCAUCCCCACCGUAUGUGUUUGGUAUCUUACUUCAGAAGUGGGAAACCCCAUGGGCUAAAGUGUUCCCUCUUAGACUGCUCCUCAGACUAGGAGCAGAAUAUAGAUGUGAUCUACAAAACACAGAUGAUGGAAAACUAUUGGUUUUACACCUGGCACAAAACUAUCCUUGUCCUUUGAUAAGUGUAAGGAACCGUAAACCUGUAUUCUUUGAGAUUGGUCACACCAUAAUGAACUUACUGGCCGACUUCAGGAACUUCCAGUAUAUGUUACCUCAGAUAAAGGGUGUUUCUAUACACAUGGAAGACAAGAAAACAACCAUAACUUUCCCUAGAAACAGAUAUGAAGAUAUAAUGAAAGUUGUCAGUAAUAGUAAUGAACAUGUGAUGGCAUUAGGUGCCAGUUUUAGUCUCCAGGCUGACUCACAUCUGGUCUGUAUACAGAACGAUGAUGGCAACUAUCAAACACAGGCUAUAAAUAUACAGAACAAACCCAGGAAAGUCACUGGUGCCAGUUUUGUUGUAUUUAAUGGUGCUUUGAAGACAAGUUCUGGACUGAAGGCUAAAUCAAGUAUUGUGGAAGAUGGACUGAUGGUCCAGAUAACACCAGAUUCCAUGGUGGCUCUCAAACAAGCUUUAAAAGACAUGAAAAGUUACACCAUAGAAUGUGGCAGUGUUACAGCUGCUAGUCCUGAUGAAGUUGUUACAAUACAGUGGGGAGAAGAUGAUAAGAAUAUAAAUAUUGGUGUAAAAAGUCCAAUAGAUGAUAUGUCAAUGGAUGGUAUAGAGAGCAUACACAUACCUAACGCCACAGAUUAUGUUGGAGAAAAACAGAUAGUAAGAUGGACUGAUGUGUUCUUUAUUCAGAAUAAAGAUUCUGGGUCAGCCAAAUGGGAACCAGUAGAUCUGAGUCGACUAGCAGAAACUUUGUCUAAUGCCACAUGUAUAGCUCUUACCCCUCACCUAGAUAAAUUAAAAGAGGCAGAUUUGACUAAAGUAGCAUUGAGAGUUAAUAUUGAAAUUGAGAAGGUUGGAUAUGAGAUUGGAGCUAAUGGUGAGAGAUUACCUGAUUUGUACAUGAAUGACCUAGAUAAUGAACUUAUACCUGUGAUACAUAGUGCUGCCUCGCAGAACAGAGGUGGAGCCAUUAUAUUGGAACUCAUAUUUCAUAUACUAGAUUAAAACCAUUAAUCAUAUUCAGUAUCAACUUAAUUAGAAAUCUAUGUAUACACAAAAAUGUACAAAUAUCAUUGCAUUAUUAUAGUUUCAGUUGAAAACCAUUUCAUCAAAAACGUCCUAUGGUUACUAUUGAUGUGACUACACAAAGGAUCUGUCACAACACAUGUAUAUGUGUUUCAGAUUAUUUUUAUUAAGUUAAUUAAAGAUUUCAUUGGGAAUUUCCCAUUAAAAUGAUCUUCUCUGUUCAGUUUUUAGUUCUCAAUUUUUUCAUGUUCCUUUUAAGAAAUACUUGUUGGGAUUUGAUAUCAUGUUGACAGAAAUUUUACUUUAAGAUUAAGUUAUUAUUGAUAUUUUUAUUAUAAAAUCAAAUUUCUUAUCACAUCAUAUUUAAAAGCAUAACUUAGGAAAAGAUGACAAAUGUAUUUAUUUGACAGUUUAAUAAUAUUUGUGCAUAUACAAUAUAAUCAGAGACCUUGUAAACAGCAAGCUUUGUAUAUUUGAUUAUGCUAAAUGUGCGAAAAUAUAUAUCUGAAAAAAUCAUUUCUUUUGGUAAUUUCUAGAAACUUAUUCAAAUUGGCUGGGUUUUCUCCACGAAGAGUUGUUGGAUCUUUUCAUUUCUAUUACUGUUUAUUUUCUUACUGUUAACUAAACUUAGAAAUCACUUUCGGUAUAAACUGGUUAAGUUAUUGUACAGUAUAAAUUUUAACAAGGUCUGUUCACGUCAAAGUUGUAUAGGAAAGUAAGCACUGAUUAAGUAGAAUAUUUACUUUUCAUAGAAUUCAAUGUAUUUUCUAGUAAGUAGUCUGUAAAAGUCUCUUUAAUUCUUACUCAUUUUCAUAAAUCUCUCAUUUAUUUUUACGAAAGCAUUAUAAAUUUUCCACUAGAGAAAAAGAAAAUAAAUCAUUUGAUAAAAUACAUAUCUUAAAAACUGUUGAAAUAAAUCCCACAGAUAAUAAUGUCACAAUGAAAAUAUAUAUGUAUUAGUAUUUCAGUGAGCUUAUUUGUAUACAACUUUCUCUGAACAGAUUUCAAUAAGUUUGUUAAGUUUAAUUUAAUUAUUGAUUUAUAGAAUAUAUUUAUUUGUGUAUAAAGUUAUUUUGUAUAUUUAUUAAUGUUUGAUUAAUCUUUAUCUACAACAUGAAACCCCCCGACAGAAGUAAAAAUGAUGUAUUUUGUUUACAUUAAAUGUUUGAGAAUUCUGUUAAAGGCCACAUGAAGGUGAUUUGUGUUUUAAAUGUAUAUAUCUGUUGAGAGUUUAGUCUUGAAUCUUUGCUAUCUAGUUUCUAUGCUGUUUUUACAAUAUUUCCUGAGAGUUUUGUAAACAGUUUAGUAACUUCUUAGUAUUUCACAUAAUAGUUUAAAGCAUUUCUUAUAUGAUUGUGUAAAGAGAAAAUGUGUAUCUUGCUUUGCCUUGCUUGGUUAUGUAUGUUUUAUGUAUAAGUGUAUUUCAAAUAUUCAUGUUUAAUUCUAGUCAAUAUGUUUUUGGUCAAGAUUUCCUGAACAUAUUAUUAUAAUCAUUCAAAAAUAUUGAAAAUAGAUAUGAAACAUUUAUAAGAAUUCUUUCCAGAUAUUUUUCAGUAUAUUUUUCCAAUUAUUUUUCUAUAAAAUAUAUGUUAGAACUUCAGUUUUUAAAAAUAGUUUAUUGUUAAUACGAAUCAUGAUUCACAUGAUAAGAACUGUAUUAAUAUUUUUUUACCUUCUUAAGGUGGUACCCAACACUUUCACUAAAAUAAAUUUGGCUCGUUUAAUUUUCCAAUUUUUUUUACAAAGUAUUUACUUUGACCCUUUGACAAAAAUACCAACCGUUUUAUCAGAAAAAUUACACUGGUUAUAUAGCAGUUUGACAAACACUAAUUUUGAUCAUUGAGAAGCUUAACAUUUCCUUAACAAUACAACGUCAUUUAAACGUUCUGCUGAUUUUACAGAGUUAUCUCCCUGUAGUUUUAGGUACCACCUUAAAACUAAACAUCCAUAGAAAUUAAAGGAGUAGGUUCAGUAAGACCCCUUUUUGGCCCCAAAAUAUAUCAGUUUCACAAAAUUGUGAAAAUGUAAUCGUUAAGCUAUUUGUUGGAAAGUAGAAUGAUGCUGCUACAUAAAUAUGGGCUGUUUUUUGAAAAUACAAUGCACACAUACCCGGUACUAGCACCAUUAAGUCAGGCUAAAUUACUGAAAUCUUCGCAAUUUUAGCAUUUUAGUUAAAUUUUAGAUGGUUUCUGUCUUAAAUGAAAGUGGCCUCAUUCGUGUUCAUUUAUAAUAUUGAAAUGUAAGUUGUAUUUGAUGAUAAUACAUGAUAUAUAUAAUGGUUGAGGAUGAACACAGAUGUGGCCACUUUCGUUUUUGACAAAAACCAACUGAAAAAUGACGAUUUUUGGUAUAUUUGAUAGAUUUUUCAUAUUUAAGCUCAUAUAGGAGCGUUUUUAAUGACUUAAUCAGUUAAUAUUGAACACAUAAACUAAGUGAAUCAAUUUAAAUAGACACUUAAGUAUUUAAAAAGUGUCUAAAAUAUUUCGUUAGAUGAACUUGAAAAUUGAGGCCAAAAUCGACCCUUACCGAACAUUACUCCUUUCUUUUCAAAAUAUUUUCUUAAAGUUUAUUAAUUUCCAAAAUUUAGAUAGAAUUGAUAUUCCUGUUGUGUGAUGACCUGUAUGACUGAAAAUUGUUAGGUAGCACAUAUUGUAUGUUUCCCUGCUAAAAGAAUUAAUAUUGAAUAAACAUAGUAGAUGUUGAUAAAAUAGUAAAGAUUGCUUGAAAAUACAUUAGAUUGACAUGAAAAAUAUAGUUUAAAGUAUUAAAAUUUGUUAUGCAAAAGAGACCAAAAUUAUGCAAUUUUCAAUCUGACGAUUAAAAAAUUGAUUAAAACACUGAUAAACAAGGCAAUAUUUAAAUCUACCUGUAUAUGAAGCAUUUUAAAACUAUUUAUAGUAUAUUGGGUUAUAAGAAGAAUAAAAUAAAUACAUAGCUAAAGAAGUGAUUUGAACUGAUCCUUUUUUCUCUUCAUUAGAGGAAAAAAAUCAAUUGCUAGUGGUAGAAUGGGUUAUUUGGUAAAGAGUUUAUUUUGAUUUUUCACCUCUUUAAAAACUUUCACAUAGGAUGAGUAUGGCUUUAUAUUUUUAUAAAAGCAACAAAUAGUUUUUGAUUUACAACAUUUGCUACAGUUAUUUCCCUUUACUGUCAUGUCGGAUGUUAACAUGCACAAAUUCCUUCCUAAAUUAAUUUUGUAUAAUGCCUAUUUUAGAUCUCUUACCAGAGUUGCUUGUAGCACAUGCUUUAAUUUUGUUAUUAGUCCAAUUCUGACGAAGGCAAAGAGAAGUUUAGGUUUUCACUCUGUCUGUCUGUGUGUCCAUCCAUUAGACCAGCACAUCAGUUUUCAGCACUUUUUUUCGUCAUGUUUGAAAAUAUUGAUAUGAUAGUUGGUACAAAAUCAUGACCAGUGAAAAAUAAUUUUUAAAUUUUGUUCCUGUUGGAUGAUUUUGUGCAGAAUAAUGGUCCUUGAACUUGAAAAAUUCACACAAUUUACACAACUUCUUUAUUUUGGUUGGACAAAAGAAAACUAGCAAAAAUUAUGGUAGGCAACCCAAUAAUGCAACUUUUACAAAAAUUAACAUUUAGAUAGACCAUAAGGCAUAAACAAUGUGCAGAUUCAAUAUGGCACUGCAUUGAGUCAUUAUGAGGUGGAGCACAAAACGCCACUGUAAUGCUAUAUAGAUUUGACAAAUACUUAAUUAUUUUGCUUUAUAAUUGUUGAUAUCAGUUUCAAAUAUAUGAAUGAGAAUUAUAUAAAUUUUAGAUAUUGCUGACUUACUGCUAAAUUAGCCAGGCUUUUAUUGCCGUGGAUAAGUGCUUCACAAAAUAUAAUUCUUUAAAGAAAAAUUAUAAAUAUUUUAUAACUCUUAUACCCUGAAACUGAAAAUAAGAUAUGCUGGUUUAAUAUUGGAUGAAAUCUCUGAAGAAAACACAGUAUAGUGAUAUCCCAUCUGAAUCCAAUAAAUGUAUGUGAAUAGUAUCUAACUUCUUGUUAUUGAUACACAGGUAACAGGUAUGUUGUUUUGUUACUAGGUCUGUUGUUGUUACCAUUAUUGUUGUGUACCCUGUGUUCUGUAAAGUUUCUAUAAAUAGAAAGGUGACGAUAAUUAUAGAUGCCACUGGUUGGUUUUGUUUGAUGAUAUAUUACAUAUAUUUUGGACAGGAAUAAAUUAUCAUUAUAUCAUG
This is a messenger RNA of Mytilus trossulus (common blue mussel), 9151 nucleotides long. RefSeq lists its product as uncharacterized. Lineage: Eukaryota; Metazoa; Mollusca; Bivalvia; Mytilida; Mytilidae. The coding region runs from base 149 to 4945 and encodes 1598 amino acids. The transcript is spliced from 19 exons. The record is from RefSeq and is a predicted model, not a curated record. Gene Ontology annotation, biological process: endosomal transport. Gene Ontology annotation, molecular function: metal ion binding. Gene Ontology annotation, cellular component: early endosome membrane.